AUGUCUAGAGAAAAUGAAACUCCGCGACAUGUUGUUGUCCUUCGCCGACUGAAGGAUUUCGCGCUGGGCGCUCAUCCGCUGUCGAAAUAUGGCGCCCCCCUUCUCCUACUCCUUGACGCGCUGCUGUGCAGUUUGAUUAUUUCCAAGGUUGCAUAUACCGAGAUUGAUUGGAAGGCAUAUAUGGAGCAAAUCGAGCAGUAUAUCCAUGGGGAACGCGAUUACACCAAGAUCAAAGGCGGCACAGGACCGCUGGUGUACCCUGCUGCACAUGUGUAUAUUUACUGGGCAUUGUAUCAUAUUACAAGUAAAGGAAGGGAUAUCCUACUUGCGCAGCGCAUUUUUGGUGUCCUCUAUCUGGCUACGAUUGCUGUGGUUAUGGCGUGUUAUAGGAGGGCAAAGGCACCCCUUUAUAUAUUCCCCUUGCUCAUCCUUUCGAAACGCCUUCAUAGCAUUUUCAUUCUACGCCUAUUCAACGAUUGUUUCGCGGUUUUCUUCCUCUGGGUCGCCAUUUAUGCUUUCCAGCGCCGGAUGUGGACACUUGGGAGUUUGACAUACAGCUGGGGAUUGGGUAUCAAGAUGUCGUUACUACUUGCUCUUCCGGCAAUUGGGGUAAUGCACUUCCUAGUCAGAGGUGUCCAGGCCAGCGUCAAGCAGGCAUGGCUGAUGCUCCAGAUCCAAAUCAUACUUGCAUAUCCGUUCUCAAAAUAUUUACUUGGUUAUUUAGGAAGAGCGUUUGAGCUCUCGAGACUCUUUUUGUUCAAGUGGACUGUCAAUUGGAGAUUUGUGGGUGAGGAAACCUUCCUAAGCAAGGAAUUCUCGGUUGCGUUGUUAGUUGGGCACAUUAGCACUUUGGUGCUCUUCAUUACGACGAGAUGGUUAAAGCCUGCUGAGAAGCCAGUGACCGAGCUUAUCGCCAAUGCCUUGAGGUUGGAAGCACCACUGGAGAACAUGCAACAUGCCAUUUCUAUUCGGAUAAGCCCGAAUUACAUAUUGACGACGAUCUUGACCGCCAAUGCCAUCGGCAUGCUUUUUGCGCGCUCGUUGCACUACCAAUUCUAUGCCUAUAUAGCAUUGGCAACGCCCUUCCUCCUCUGGCGAAGCGGCAUGCACCCAAUCCUCCAAUACAUCCUGUGGGCAGCUCAGGAAUGGGCCUGGAAUGUCUAUCCGAGUACUGAUGCUAGCUCUAUGGUUGUUGUCGGCAUGCUAUCCGUCACUGUUGCGAGCAUCUGGUGGGGAACACGCAAGGACUUUGUGCAUGCUAAAGGGGAGGGCGCUGCGAGUAAGAAAUCGAUAUAA
Messenger RNA from Venustampulla echinocandica, 1296 nucleotides. RefSeq lists its product as uncharacterized. The transcript has 3 exons. Gene Ontology annotation, cellular component: endoplasmic reticulum. NCBI's taxonomy places the organism in Eukaryota, Fungi, Ascomycota, Leotiomycetes, Helotiales, Pleuroascaceae. The record is from RefSeq and is a predicted model, not a curated record. Gene Ontology annotation, molecular function: dol-P-Man:Man(5)GlcNAc(2)-PP-Dol alpha-1,3-mannosyltransferase activity. The coding region runs from base 1 to 1296 and encodes 431 amino acids.